AUGACGACCUCUUUGCGCAGUGCUUCUGAGCACAUGUUUGCCCAGCGCGAGUCCGACUCCAGGGCCAUUGCAGAUUUUCGAGGGCACCGCAUGCUCCCUGGCCCGGCCGCCGCUGUGCGUGGGGCCCCUGUCGGGCCCAACCUGAAGGCAGGGCUCUGGCGCGGGGCGGAGCUCCUCGCGCAGUACCUCGCCUUCUCGCACGGUGUGCCCGCCUGCCCUGACUGCAGGCCCACGUGUCCGGGGGCCAACCUGACGUGCCCUCCCUGCCCGGUGGCCAACCUGAGCUGCCCCGCCCCGGUGGUGCAGCUUGCGUGCCCCCAGCCGCCGCCCGUCAACCUCUCGUGCCCCGCCGUGUACCCCUUGCGGGCCGAGGGCGACGUCCUCGGCUUCGACGGGGCUUCCGUGGUCGUCGGCGGCAUCACGGGCGCGCUGGGGGCGACAGUUUCGCGGGCUCGUCGUGGCUGCCGCCGCCGCCGCGGGGCUGUCGAGGAGGGCGCGGACUUGGGCGAGCUGGCGCGGGCGCAGGUGGCGCAGGUGAGGUACGAGGUGCCGGGGCCCGAGAUCUUCCAUGAGCGGGUGGUCACGGGUGUCUCCGAGACGGAGCCGUCGCUGGUGGCCAACUACACCAACGACGGCGACCACUACGCCGAGGACGUGAGUCAGCAGAAUGAGGACAUCGCCGAGGUGAGGUGGAUAGCUCGGCCUGGAGACACUCCCGCAGGCGCGGGCCCGCGACGCAUCUACAGGUUCCGCAACCCGCCCGACGCUGCCUUGAUGGAGCAGCUCAAGCGGGACGGAGCCCUCAUGGUCGGGGGCCGCGUCGGGCAGGUGGCGCCAGCCCUGGCGGGAGGCGUCCCCCAGGCCGCGGCGGGAGCACCUGGCGCUGGAGCGGUCGCGGCUCGUGGCCCAGGCAUCGCGGGCGUGGUCGGACGCGCCGUCGCAGCCGCGCCCCCAGUCCCGCCUGGCUCGGUCUGGGUCGCCACGGAGGACUACCACGGCUACGCCAGGGGGCAGCAGCUCCCCGACCCGCUUCCUGACGGGUCGACCAUCGUUGGUGACUGCGCGGUGGUCGAGCUCCCAGCUGGCAAGAUCGCGGCCCGCCUCGUUGCCCGCCGCGACCUGGACAGCUACGCGGUCGACGACCUCAGGGUCAUGCACGUGAAGUUCAACAGCGAUGGGGGUGCGGCGGAGGGCGACCGCUCGGUGCAUGAGCACGAGAUGAUAUGUCGGGUCAUGGAGUCCAUGCUGACGGUGGACCAGCUCAACAUCGGCGCCUUGCAGUCUGCAGAGCUGCUGGCGCGCCGCCUGCAGCUCAUCGAGGACGCUCAUCGGGGGUCGCCCUCGAACCCUGACUACUCGGCGGCCGACCUGUACAUGGGGCUCCAGACUCGGAAGGAUGGUGCUUCAGUCGUGCCAGCUUUCCAGGAGUACGUCGCUGAGGGCCUCAAGGACGAGGUCGCCAUCCAGAAGGAGAAGCGCAAGGCGAAGGAGGAGGCCAAGCUCAGGAAGUCCGGCAAGCAUCCCCCAGGUGGCGCCACCCACGAGGCAAGGGGCUUCGGAGUGCGUCCGCCGCAGGUGAAGGCUGCCCCAAGAGCCAACACCAUGUAUUCACGCCGUGAGGCCGCUCGUGAGUUUUUGGCUACCAACCUCUCGUACACAGGCGAGGAGGCUAAGAGUCCGGUGGUGCGGUAUGACAGAUCUCGAGUAGACAUCCCCAGAGUGGGCUCGUCGGUGCCACGGGUCGAGUCUGUGAUCGACCCAGUCGGGAGGGAGUAUCUGCUGCACUUCGAGGCGCGCAUGCUGCGCUCUGCCGAUGAGUGGGGCAAGAUCGUGGAGACCGAGCCCCCCAUCACCCCGUACAUGGACGAGUACCCGCGGAAGCAUGACGACGCCUACGUGACGUUCGUGAGCGACCUCGUGUCCGCGGGUAUGGUCUCCUUUACCUUCAACCCUAAGGACUUGGUGACGCCGUUCUUUGUCAGUAAGAAGAACGGCCAGCAGCGCUUGGUGUGGGGCGCCCGCAUCCCCAACAGGCGCUUCAAGCACGCGCCGCCGCAGAGCAUGGGCACCUCGGCGGCCUACGGCAGGGUCUGCCUCCAGGACGACGUCGACGGGGCUGGCAGCUUCAAGGAGACGUUGUACUGCGCGCAGGCCGACAUCCGCAACUACUUCUACGCACUCGGUCUGAGGGAGGAGCUCGGACUGUUCUUCUCGCUCCCGCCGGUGCCCGAGGCUAUGUUGUCACAGUGGGGGUGCAGCGCGGUCGACUCGCCCCAGGUGGAGCGCGGGGGCUGGGUCUGGCCCUUCCUCUCCGUGGUUCCGAUGGGAUGGAACUGGGCCUUCUGGCUGGGGCAGCGCUGCAACGUCUUUCGAUGCUUGCAGGCUGCCUCGGUGGGUCCUGAGCGCCUGCUCACGUGCCGGUCUUUGCUCAGCGUCAUGUUCAGUAAUUUGCGAAUGCCAUGGAGCCCGACUGUCGUCGCCAGUGACGCUUGCCUUUCCGGGAUGGCCGUGGCAUCAACCAACCUCCCUGUCUCCAUCGUCUCGUCCAUCGGGAGAGUGAGUGAGAGGUGGCGGUACCGAGUGCCGACGGCCGUGUCUGCGAGGAAGUCUGCUCUAGCGCCCAGCUUCGGGGAAGGCUCCAACGAGGACACGGACGGGGACUCGUACGAGGCCAUCUUCGGGGAGGGCUCCAACGAGGACACCUACGGGGACCCGCACGAGGCUAUCGUCAGGGAGGGCUCCGAGGGGCCCCGCGACUAUGUCAACAUGGAUGUCUUCGGGGAUAUCAGCACUGUCAAGAGCGUCGAGUACCCCCUAGGCUCAGAGGGCCCCUGGGACCUCAAUCCGGACUUCGCCGAGGUCCCACACAGCGUGCUCAGCGAGGAGGCCUGGACCGAAGUGUUCGCGGCCCCGUUCCACGUAUCGGAAAGCAUCACGGUCUUGGAGGGGAGGGCCAUCAACGCGGCCUCUAGGCGCAUCCUCAGGUCCACGAGGGCCUUCAACAAGCGGCACCUGAAGCUCGGGGACAAUCUGGGGACCGUCUUGGCGCCGUCUCGGGGCAGGUGCUCUGCUUUUGGCCUGCUCCUGUGCUGCCGCCGAGAGGCGGCCUACUCCGUCGCAGCCAACGUUCGGUUCGAGAAUCGCUGGAUCCCGUCUGAGCUGAACCACUCGGCUCGGGCGGCGCUCCGCAAGGGGCAGCUGCGGGGGCGGCCUUUCGCGGGGACGUCCCGCGAGGAGCGAUCGGCGAGGCGGACGGCGGCCACAGGGUCCUUCCAGCUGGUGCCCGCGGGCUCGCAGUCGUUCCUGGAGACCAACGCCGUGGCUCCCGACACCCAGAAGACCUACGCGGAGUGCAUGGUCGAGCUCAGGCAAUUUGUCGCCGUGAACGGGCUCUCGCUCGACACCCCCGCGGCGGCCGACCUGGCGCUGACGAACUACGCCAACUUCGCCCGGGCCGAGGGCCUCGACAAGGGCGCGGUCCAGCGGGUCUACGUGGCGUUCGUCUCGGAGCACCCCGACUUUUCCCGGCGCGGUGGGCUGCGCCUCCCGCGGCUGUCGCGGGCGCUGCAGGGAUGGGAGCGGCUCGACCCAGGAGUCAUGCUCACGACCCUCAAGCAGCCAGCGGCCGCCCUGAUGGUGCUCGUCAUGUCCCUGGCCUACCUGCGCCCCUCCGAGGCGGAAGGCCUUCUGGAGCAGGACCUGGUGCCGCCCACGACGUCGUCGCCUUUCUUCGCCGUGAACCUGCGCCCCAGCGACCGCGGCGAGGUGAGCAAAGUCAGGCUGUCCGACGAGUCCCUCCUGCUGGACUCCACGGCGGCGCUGUGGCUCGGGGAGGCGCUCCAGAGCUUGAAGGUGGGGCUGCCCUCUCGGCCGCUAUUCGACCUGGCGGCGCUGCAGCUGCGGGGCGUCUGGGCCGCCGCGCUCCGCGCCCUGGGCAUCCCCAACAGGUUCGUGCUGUGCCAGCUCCGACACGGGGGCUCCUCCCACGACCGGCUCCGACGGCAGCGCUCGCUGCCCGAGAUCAAGGAGCGCGGAAGGUGGGCCUCCGACAAGAGCGUCAGGCGAUACGAGGCCCAUGCCCUCGUCCAGCAGCAGGAGGCCUCGAUGCCCCCCCGCACUGCUCAGGCGGACACGGGAGGCGCCUGGCGAACUCGAAGGGCUGGUGCUGACGAGCCUCGGGCUGCGCGGGUGGCGCAGGCGGCCCGCCAGCGGCCCCGCGGGCCUGCCGAGCAAUGCCCUCCGCGCCGCUUCGGGCCGCCGCCCGGCCUCAGCUCAGGGAUCCCGCCUUUCGCCGAGCUCAUGUGCGGGUCCGCUCACCUCGCGGCCGCCGUCGGCGAGUGCGGGCUUGCUGCCGAGGGCUGGGACUACAUCGACGGGGCUGCGGCCGACCUCGAGGUCCCCGCAGUGAUCGAGGGCUUCCGACAGCGCAUCCGCCAGCGUCGACUGUGCGGCCUGCACUUCGGCCUGGGCUGCAAGACGUGGUCGAGGGCCAGAAAGAAUGACGGCCUUGGGCCGCCUCCGCUACGUAGUGACCAGCAUCUUUUUGGCCUGCCUGCUCUCGCCCCCGCCGACCAGAGGACGAUAGACAGCGCUAAUGUAAUUUUCAGAAACAUCCUAAGCCUGGUCGAGAAGGCUGUCGCCGCCAACCUUUUCGUGCUGAUUGAAAAUCCUGCCUCGUCCAGGCUCUGGAUGACGCCGCAAUUGCUUGAUCUUGCUAAUGCGUACAAGGCAAAGUUCCAUCGUGUGGAUUACUGCCAGUACAACGUGCCGUGGCGGAAAGGGCUCGCCGGGCCGCUGGCCGUGAGGUUGCUCAUCCUCGCCCUGCGCUGCGUGGCGCCCGCCGCCGCCCUGGUCACGGGCCGGAACGUGCUGGGCGUGGUACGGGGCACCCUGGCCGGCAAGGGGGCGCUACGGCGGUUGCUGGUCCAGGCGGCGUCCUUAUGGAUGCCCACGGCGCCCAGAAGUGCCUGA
Molecule: messenger RNA, 4971 nt
Organism: Prorocentrum cordatum
Lineage: Eukaryota; Dinophyceae; Prorocentrales; Prorocentraceae
Source: the annotation of a GenBank genome assembly